CCAGCCGCUAACCCUGUCCCCCCCGGCCCUCGGGCAGCCCCCGCUCAGGACCCCCGUUUUGCUGGAUCGAUGGAUGCGCAGGCACAGCCGAGCGGCGGCGGUCGAUCGGUCGGUCGGUCGGCAGGUGGAGUGGCAGAAACUAACUAGGGUUGCUGCUAAUGGCCAUAACAAAGCUGGGGAAGUAGCGCCGGGAGAGUUGCGAAUAUGAUUCCAUCGGUUGCAACUUUAAUUCGCUGCAAGUCGAACGUGAAAAUAGUAAAUAAUUGUAGAAAAGCAAUUCCAUUUUUUUAGAUACACCGGUAAAUUGUUUCCCCUCUCCUCCACUACUUAAAAACGUCCCCAAACGUUGUAUAUAAAGUUCUGUUUCUUUAAAAGUAAGCUGUUAGGAGAUGUAGCAGCAAAGCCUGUGAGGGAUAUGAAUAUUUCUGUAAAAGCCUGUGCCUUUUAAACAAAAGCUUGUCAGUUUACCAGGUGGCGGCAGAAAUAAUUUCUCCUGUGUUCUUUUACAUCUGUUGCUCUUCAAGCAACUAGGGAUGGCUACAAAAGCUUGUGCUACAGUCAGAGGUGGGGGAGAGAGGGGGAAUCACUGAAAGAUGCUGAUCUCGGUGACCGCAGGGCACUGCAAAAUCGCAUGAGUUGUAAUGGAUUUACCCUGGUGUGAUGUUAAUGUAUGGCUCCCAGGGCAUUUAUUGAUGUACAUCAUAUCGAUGGUGCUAGUUAUAUAAAGAUUGUAAACUGGGGUAUGAUGAGUGUUUUAACUCAUAGAUACAGAAAAUCAUUUAGGAUCACUACAGGGACUCCGUACAAGCUCUACCAAUGCUCCAUUUGUGCUAUAAAAAUAAAAGGCUAUUUUUUAGUACCUCUGGGAAAUAUAUUGCAUUACUUCUCAUCAAAACAUGGAGACUUUUUGUGUAAUAUAUGUGCCUGUUUGGUUCUCAUCUCUAUAAAUUUUUUACUGUUCUUGAACUAUGUAAAAUAGUUGAAAUUCUUUUAAAAGUGAGAGCUGCUGUGUGGAAAUCCGUUCUGUCUUACUCAUUUGUUAUAGUCAAAGACUGGCUGCUGUGGCAUGUGUGAAAUAAGAUGUGGAAAAUCAGUCUCUUUUCUGUUUCUCCUGGUGAUAGCAGAAAAUUGAGUUUAGACUGGCUUGACUGAGUCUGGAUUACCAUCAUUAAUGAAAAAGCAUGGCAAAGUCUCCAGUUCUCCUCUUGCUGUAAUGACCCAGCAGUGGGGUGGCUGGCACUGUAUAAUAGCUUUUUCCAGGAAACAAACCUGACUUGGAGACACAAGGAGCACAGAUUUUCAUGUGAAACAGAGUACUAUUUUCAUACAGCCACCUCUUGAAGAGCAAUUGCAUUUUGAAUACUAUGGACAGCAGGCUAUGCCAACAGGGACUCUGCCUGCCCUGGGCUGGCACAGAGGUUUGUGUGUGCACUUUGCUGUGGUCCUGCCAAAGCCAGCUACUAGGUGCCAUGAAAAUCCAGAAGGUAUUCCAGCAACUGGCUGUGGAUAACUAGGUAGGUGGCAUAGGACUUUUUUUUUUUUACCCACAGUUGAUUUAGAGGAAUAUUUUUUGUCAGAAUAACAAGACUACAGAAGAAGUAGUAUUGACUGAGUUUUCAGCUCUUCGGAAAUACCUGGCUUGAUCUUAAAUCAGGUGCUUUAAGAGACAGUUGUUAAUUAAUUUGCUCCUUGUAUUGCCUUUACUGCUUCAUCCUAUGUAGUCUCCUUGGGAGGAGCUAGCUUAAUGAGGAGUGAAUUCCCUCGCUCACCCAAAAGUGGCAAUGUUUGUAGCUAUUCUUUAUGAUACUUCAGCUCCUUUUUCAACAGCAUUUACAUUUGGUAAGACCUUGUGAUAAACCAGUGUAUUCUUCACUGCCAGAAGACUUGCAGCCCUAGAAGUUGAGCAGGCAUAGCAGAUUUUUUUAGAAGAGCAAGGAGAUCUUAGUGAAAAGAGGAUGUGAGAAGGGCAGGGCCAGGAAAGAUAUAAAUGUAUAUAUGCUUGCACAAUGCUGAGAAUAGAGGGAAGCCAGAAGAACCACUAGAUAAAAGUGCCAGUGCCUUUAGGCGGAAGCCAUCAGCGCCACUGCAGCUUAUUGACAUGGAUUAUACAAAACCUUGCUGUGAGCACUGGUAUUUUUACCAUACCUCUUACCAUGACAAAUUUCAUUUCCCUUUUUCAUUUCCCUCCUUAUCCCUGGCCUGAUCCCCAUCUUGCUUCCUCUUCGUUGUUCUCAGUUGUGCAGGCUUAUGAUGUGGAUCUCUUGCCACGCUUGCUGUUGCUUCUCAUGUCACUUCAGCCCCCAUUGACGCUGCGUUUGGCCAAGGCCCAGUCUUCUCCUUUGCCUUUACAAAUGACAGAUGAGCACACUCCUCUCUGGUUCUUUUUAAUUUCUGCUCAUCUGUUUUCUGUAUUCUUCGCUUCACUGAAGCUGUUGUCCUCAAAAUGGCUAACUGAAUUUCAUCUCCAACAUCACUGUCAUUCUCUUGAGUAAAUAAUUGUUUCUUAUUUUUCUUCUCAGGAGCAAGAAUUCCAUUCUGUUCCCACAUAGGAAGCUUUUCCCCUUAAGAAUCUCUCCCGUUAUCUCCCCAUACUAGACUCCUCCUUUGCCCAGUUAUGUGUCUUGUGUCUUUCCAUUCCUCCUUAGCUGUUUCAGCUAUUGUAUCAAGCUUGCAAAUCUUUCCCUUUCUCCCUGUGUAAAUACCUUUCAGUGUACAAACUUGAAUGAUAAUGCUCGUUUCUCUAAAUGUGUUCACAAGCUGUUGCUGUUAGAACAGGUGAUUUGUUUUUACCAAACUUAGUGAUGCUUUAACAAAGGAUUGUAAGAACCUUAAGGUAGCUUUCGGAAAAAAUAUUUUAUUUAUUAGCCCUUUCAGAAAUGGAACAGUUCCAGAGAUGAGGUGGUAGUUCUCAACAGUGGAUUUCUUAGACCUUGGUCAGUGCACUGAGGUGUCUCACAUUAAUGUAUGUCUCAGUCUUUUCUAUCAGCGUCCCCAUAACUGAUGCCACAUCAGUCACAAGAAUUGCACUGGAAUUGAAUCCAGCAUCUGGAGUCCCCAAGAUAAGGCAAAGAACGUGAUAUGCCCUCUGGCAAGGAAAUGCUUUCAACGCAUAUGUAUAAGCUGCAUAAGCAUUUACCUUUAAACAUACAGGAUAUGUAACCUAGCAUUGUAAAACUAACAGAUCCUUUAACAAGUGACUUUGUACUUAGUAACCUUGUAAUCCCCCACUGAAAAGAUCCAUGUUAAAGCACUAUGGAAGCUGGGACUUUCCAGAAAGAGAGGUGAUGGACUUGCAGAUAAGUUGGAGACCCCAUGAUGUCAAUACAUUGGCCUCGUGUUUUAAAAACAAAUAAAAAUCAAACCAACAAAAAACCUGCCCAAGCAAAACAGAACUGUGUAUGCUAGAAUCUUACAUGCAGGGUGUUUCUCCAAGAGAACAAGCAUAUUUCUGGUGCUAAUCAGGACUUCAGAUGCUGUUGCGCCUAGAACUGCUACUGCAGAAGUUUUUGUGUUUACUUUAGUCUGAGUAGGACCUGAAGUUUCUUCAUAUAGCUGCUACACUUUGCUACAAACAUGCACAUACCUGCCUUGCUUUUAACUACACCUGGCAGGAAGUCUUUCUAUUCCAGCACCCUUUAAGGUGUUCAGCUGCUCAUGUGAUGUGGCAUGUGGAUGGUGGAAAUUUCCAUUUUUUUCUUAUGAAGAGAGACUGAUGAAAAUUAAUGUUUUCUCUGGUACUGGGUGAUACGGGUUUUAUGCCUUAAAGUUAAUAUUGACACUGAAAAUGUCACUGGGUAUGACAUCAUGCAAGAAUUCAUAUUUCCAGCUCUGACUUCCCUGCUUGGCAUUUUUGCACUUUCUACUUUUUUCCCCUGAUGCUUAGCCUCGCUUUAUUUUUUUAAUUUUUUUUUUAUUCCCCUCUUGUUCCUCCGCUCUUGCAGAAGGGGAACAUGAUCCCACCUGCAGCAGGCGUAUGUACACCCCUUCCAGUAACAACCAGGUUCUGUACUGACUUGGUCUUAGGCAGACGCAGGGCAGACAUUUUGAGACCUUCUCAUCCUUCCAUAUUUUCCAUGUUCUUGUCCUUUUGCUGUGUUUUUUCUUUCUUUUCUUAUCAUCUUUGUGGAUGGAUCUGAAAGAGCGAAGAAAAUAUUUCCGUUUGUUUUGUACACAUGACAGCACUUUGGUUCAUUAUUAUGGUUUCCUAGAUGUUUGUCUCAGUUCUCACAAAGUAGGAAGAAAGAACAUACAUUAGAAUAAUGUGAUCCUCAAAUAACCAAAGCACACAGGGAAUGUCAGGUAGAUGCAGUAUCUUGAAAGAAAAGGGUUUAUAUUUCUAUUGCUUGCAUUUUAAGGUGACUCUAUCUCUUUAACUAAAACCUUGCAAAAGCUUUAGAGUAAAUUAUGUUUUUCAGCAUUGUUUGGUCUUCACGAUAGAGUUCAUUUAUGGAAUGAGCUUUCGUGAACAAAGAUGUGUACCAGUGUGACUUCUAGGAAGCUGAGUGACUCAGAAAUCAGCUACUUUUUCUGGUGGGUCAUGUGAAUGGCGUGAUGAAAGUUGAUUUGUCUGAGCUGAUGCAGUCACUCAUGUGAUAAGAAAGUCAGAUCAUUUGGUUACAUUCCCUUUUGGCUGAAGGGAGUUUUACAGUUUUGGAGUUAGCUGUGAUCCAAAACAGUUGCGCCAGGCUUUUGCCUGGUCUCAGCUUUUGGAGGGCUCUACUCUUAAUGCAGUUACGUGCAUCUGUGGAGGUCAGCAACCACAAGUUAGGACCUGUUGGUCUCCUGAAAUCAGAGGAGCUAAGCUGAUUGGCCCUGUGGUUGUAAGUGUAGACAGGUAGUAUCACUCAAGUGCUGUAGUAUAAGCUGUGUCUUUCUCCAGCAUCAAGCAGAAGUUACACUGAUGCACCUGCUAGUAUGGAAAACCUGUAGAAAUGGGUUUGUUCCACUAGCAGGUCACUUAGAAGAGCCUGUGAGCUGGCAGGGCUCAGUUAUAGCUUGUCAAGGGAGUGCUGGGGGGUAUUUGGAAAGUUUGCCAUCACUGUAAACAUCUUGGGAAAUUGUGAGAAUUUUGUGGCAGCAGAGCAUUUACAGAAAUGUUGAAGAAGGGCUUUGUGUUUUGUUUCUCUUAAUGACUGUAAUCAGAAUCUAAGAACAUUCUUCCAAAUAUCCCUUGACCUGAUGAAACAAUAGUACAUUUUAGCUGUUACUGGAGGGUGCCAGUAAUUGGUGUUGAUCAUGCAAAUUCUUAUUGUCUAUGUGGAGGUGAUUCAGUUGUGAUUUUGCGAAAAAUCUGCUUUUUGCAUGGGAAAUUGUAUGUGCAAAGUUCGUACCUAAAUUAACUUAUUGAUGAAUUGUGAUUACAAUAUGGCUUCAUGCCUGCUAUAUGGUAUAUUAAUUUCAAUUCAAAAAAACCCUGUAGUGAUACAAUAGAGAGCAGUCUGAUCCUGAUUCCUACUGCUUUAUGCCUUGUAAAGAAAAAUGGGAAGAAAAGACCAUCUAAAAAGAGCUCCAAAGAGCUGGUAUAGAGAGCAAGAGUACACAUAGCACGCAUAUUUGUAGACAAGGAGAGAGCAUUCAUGCUAAAGAGUAUGGUUUCUAAACAGCAUCUCUACAGCAAUGAGAGGGUUUCCUGAGCCAUGUCUGAUUUAAUUAUCGCAUUGUGUCUCUAGGUGUAUGUACAGGGGCUGAGGUCAGGCAUUCAAGCCUGUUUGCACAGGCUUUAAAUUGGUGUCUUCAUUACAAGCUGUAUUGUGUGCAGUCUCGUCCCUUUAUGAAGAUGGAGGUGUAUUGGAUGCCCAAUGCAGUAAUGAAUAUGAGUUGUGACACCGUCUUCCAGGCCUAGUUCAUCUUAUGGCGAAAAGGCUCAGUACUGUGAAGGGCAGAUUACCUCAGGGCUAACUCCAGGCUGACUCUCACUGCAAAUGGACAGUUUGUCAAAGAUGAGGCUAGGUGGAGCAGCUUCUUCCUGUCUCAACUAUGGAAGGCCAGCUUUGUGCUAACUUGGAGAUUUCUGUGGAAAAACCUCCAGGAGCAAGUCCUCUAUCCUUCAUUACUUUGCUGAAGGUAUACCGAGAACUUCUGGUCAGUAGAAUCCGAAACACACAGUGUUUGAUUGACAACUUGAUUAAGAAUGGCUAUUUCUCCACUGAAGAUGCAGAGAUUGUUGUCCAGUUUCCAACUCAAGCAGAUAAGGUUCGCAAAAUUCUAGACUUGGUUCAAAGUAAGGGAGAAGAAGUUUCAGAAUAUUUCAUCCAUGUCCUGCAGAAAGUCACUGACGCUUACUAUGAACUUCAACCUUGGCUGGAUGAAAUAGGUUACAUGCCUUCAGAGAAUAUUCGUAGUAAACCUGUGGUAAAUACAGAUCCAGUUAGCAGGUAUUGCCAGAAACUCAGAUAUGAACUGGGACGGGAUUCUAAGUUUGUUAUGUCAUAUGCUCAAAGGGAAGAGAUGCUGCUUGAAGAAAUCUACUCUAACAGUGUUAUGGAACUGGUCAGUUUUACCAAUGAGAGUCUAGGCAAAGUGUGUCAAUUAGAAGCCCUUUUUGAUGAUGCAGUUGGUCUAAUUAAUGAAGAUGGAGAGACUAUUUAUGUCUUUGGUGAUGCAGGAAUUGGAAAAUCCAUCUUGCUGCAAAAGAUACAAAGCCUUUGGGCCAGAAAAGAACUGGAUGUUGGAGCCAAAUUUUUCUUCCGUUUCCGAUGUAGGAUGUUUAGUUGCUUUAAGGAAGAUGAAGCUAUAUGUUUGAAAGACCUACUCUUCAAAUAUAAUUGCUACCCAGACCAGGACCCCACUGAGGUGUUCCAUCACAUCUUGCAAUUCCCGCAUACAGUUCUCCUCACAUUUGAUGGCUUUGAUGAGAUCUAUUCCAAUUUUGAUCUCAGUAGUGUGCCCGAGAUGUGUUCACCCCAUGAACCCAUCCAUCCCUUGGUGCUGCUGGUAAACCUUCUCAGAGGAAAACUUCUUAAGGGAUCCAAGAAAAUUCUUACAGCAAGGACAGGAACUGAGAUCCAAAGAAACAUAAUCAGAAAGAAAGUGUUGCUCCGUGGUUUCUCCAGCAAUAACCUGAAGGAAUACACUACUGUGUUUUUCAAAGAUGAGGGGCAACGAAAAAUGGUAUUGAACCAGUUGGAAGCUAACCCCAGUCUCUGCAGUUUGUGUUCAGUGCCUUUAUUUUGUUGGAUUAUCUUUAAAAGCUAUGAACAUUUCCAUUCCAUGUUUGACAGCCACGAGCUUCCAGACUGUUCUGUUACAUUGACAGAUAUAUUUUUGCUCAUGAUUGAAGUCCAUCUGAACCGAUCUCUGAAAACAAGUUUGCUGAAGAACAACACCAGAAGCCAAGCAGAGAUGUUCGUAUCAAGAAGGGAAACUCUUUUAGCUUUGGGUAAAAUGGCGUACAAAGGGAUGGAGAACUCUUUCUUCAUCUUUGAGCAGGAGGAGGCCUCAGCAGCAAACAUCUCUGAAGGAGAUUUGCAGUUGGGUUUUCUCAGGACAGUUAAAGGUUACAGUGGCUGCGGCAAUCAGUCCACUUAUGAGUUCUUACACUUAACCCUUCAGUCCUUUUUCACAGCUUUGUUCCUGGUUAUUGAAGAGAAAGUGGGUGCCAAAGAGUUACUUCAGUUUUUCAAUGAAUGCUUUUCCACUGAGACUGCCCAGCCUACUUGUCUUCGUAUUCCUUGGUUCAAGAAACAGCUAGCAGGGAAGGAUCCUUUCCGAAAUAAUGAACACUUUCAUUUUACCAACCUGUUUCUUUGUGGCCUGCUUUCUAGAUCAAAACAGAAGCUCUUCAGACAUUUAGUUUUGCCUGCAGUCAUUAAGAGGAAGAGAAAGAUACUCAUCACAUACCUUGGGGAAAGCAUGAAAUCCCACCUGAAAGGCCUCACUCGUUCCAGGCUUCUGAAGUACAAUCAGAUCCAGGUCCAGCCCCACUUUGUUUGGAUGCUGAGAUGCCUUUACGAGACUCAAAGUGAGAAAGUGGGGAAGUUGGCUGCCAAACGCAUGCAUGCCAAUUACAUCAAGCUCACAUACUGCAAUGCCUGCUCUGCUGACUGCAGUGCUAUUUCCUUUGUUGUGCAUCACUUUCAAAAGCGCCUGGCUCUGGAUUUGGACAACAACAACAUCAAUGACUAUGGAGUAAAACAGCUCCUACCUUGUUUCAGCAAGCUUGCAGUGAUCAGGCUUAGUGUAAAUCAGGUCACAGAUCAUGGAGUAAGGAUCUUGUAUGAAGAACUCUCCAAGUACCGAAUUGUGACUUUCUUGGGCUUAUACAACAAUCAAAUCACUGAUGUCGGAGCCAGAUAUGUUGCAAAACUGAUUGAAGAGUGUUCAAGCCUUGAAUAUGUUAAAAUAGGAGCAAACAAAAUUACUAGCGAAGGAGGGAAGUGCCUUGCCCAGGCCAUCCAGAAGAGCAAGACAAUGUUUGAAAUUGGGAUGUGGGGUAAUCAAGUUGGAGACGAAGGAGCAAAGGCAUUUGCAGAGGCCCUGAGGAACCACCCCACGUUAACAAAUGUGAGUCUCGCAUUCAAUGGCAUCACAACAGAGGGAGGCAAAAGUAUUGCUGAAGCUAUGCAACACAACAACUCUGUGAAAAUAUUCUGGUUGACUAAAAAUGAGCUGGAUGAUGAGGCAGCAAUGAGUUUUGCAGAGAUGCUGAAGGUCAACAAGAAGCUGGUGCAUUUAUGGCUUAUCCAGAAUCAAAUUACAGCCAAAGGGGUGAAGUACCUCAGUGAAGCUCUCAAGGAGAACACAGCUAUUAAAGAAGUCUGUUUGAACGGGAACCCGAUAAGCCAAGAAGAGGCCAAAGCUUUUGACAAUGAAGAACGGAUCAUUUGCUUUUGAAUGAGGACUUUGUCGUUUUGACAAGCUUUGUGUUACAAAGGUUACUGCUACACUUGGACUGCAGUUUAUAAAGGCGUAAAUCUGCAGUGCUCAUGGCAGGAGAGAGACACAUGAUUAGCUGCCUUUUUAUGAACAUUCUGUGCUCCCUCAGCUCCAUCCCUUACCCUGCCUGUUAUUCUUAAUCCUUCUGGUGAGUGGGAAGUUGCCUGGGUAAAUAAUUGAUGUUUGUAUGGUGCUUUGAAGAUGAAAUGCAAAGUGUUAACAGACCAAAUCCAGUGGCAGGUGUAUGCAUUUUGAUAACUGAGUUUAGAUUUAUUUUGUACACCGAUGUAAAUAACCUCUAACUUAUUUAUACACAUAAAUGUACACACAAACACACACACAUAUAGGUAUAGAUAUAUGCAAGAAAGGGUGCAAGAUGCGCAAACUCCACAACCUCACAGUAUUAUCUGCCUCAUAACUGAAAAUGAACAUAGAUAGCUUUACUGGAAACAUAAUCCAUCUAUAACGAUUGUAUGGUACCAAUGUUCUCAACAUGAGUACCUUUCUCCUGCCUAGAAAUUAGACCCUUAUUUCUCCACUGACUGAAUACAAGUAGCAUUGUAGACAUUGCUUUUGUCUUUUUUUUUUUUUUUGAGAAAUGAAUACAUCAAGCUCAGAUUAUUUUCAAUAAUCUUUUUUUUCAUAUUGAAGCCAAUACCUUUUCUUUUAUACAACCAAAAAUCCUUACUGCUGUAACUGUAAAGGCAUAAAAAUGGCAGUAAAACACUUCUGCUUAAAAUUUCCUGAGGGCUACAUAGAAACUGCUGCCUCCUGUUUCCAUAGUAUUUGUUCUGGGGAGGGGGUCUGGAGAUAAAUGUGAAAAAUUAAUUAGCAGACUGUUCAUUGCCUUGUCUCUUGGCCUAGACAAUGUGCUGGUGGCAGUACACCAAUAUUAAGUUGCCUAGUUUCAGUGGGGAGGAAAGAUGAUUGAAAAUCAAUUGCAUCAAGUAGAGAUCCCUUUUCCCAGCAACGUGUAAGCACAGAGAAGGAUUGAGAUUGGCUUGUAAAGCUUUUAUUCUAUGCUUGAAUUAGUGGAAAGAGCAAGGAGAGGGCAGGUAUCAAUGAUAAGGACCAGCAAGAAAGCAUUAUCCCCCUGCAAAUAAUUAGUGUUUAGGGAGUGUAACUUUAUACGCCCUUAAAAAAAAACAGUUUGCAAAGGAGUGGGGUAUUUGAUUAUUUAUGUGUGUGUGUGUGAGUGCACAAAUUAGGCAUGCUUUAUAGACAUAAGCUCAAAUUCUACCCCACAAUGUGUACAAGGAACCUAAAAUGGAAAAGUAUGAGCCAUUUUCCUUCCUUCUUCUGUGUUACCACCCUCCAAAAACUUGGAGAAACAGUUCUCCAGUUGCUGACUAACCCACAAAACCUUGGUAGGCUGGAAGAAGAAUCUCCAGUUAAAUUGCCAAACCAAUGACCCCUCACCUUCCCAUCUCCCAAAUCUGCUCCGUAAAGCAAAAUGUGAAAAAAGCCUUGCUUUGGAGGUCAGAGUUUCUCUAUUUUCUAUCUGGUAGCAGACCUUUCCCAGUCCCCAAUUCUGUUUACUCCCUUCGGCUCCCUAACACACUUUAAAAUACUCAUAAAGCUGUUCACAAAACCCACAGUUUAAAAAAACAAAAAAGAAAACCAACUUACUGUUCUUUAUUUCCUCCCUGUCCAUGGUAUCAGCACUGAUUUUUCACAGGGAGACAGAUGAGGCUUUUGGACUGUGCCAGAGGAAAGAGCUAACUUGAAUGAUUUCUGCACCUGAGCCAUUUGUUUACUGAAGCAAAAGGGCACACAGUUACAGAUGAGCUGGAUUUCAAUUGUAAAAACAUCUGUCAAAGCCAGGCCUUUAAAGACUUCUCAGCAACUUUAACAAAUGAAAUACCCAUGCACCUUGUCAAGAAGUUGUUCCUGUUUUGCCAGCCUGCCCUUAUUGGAGGGGAGGAGAUACUGGUGCAGGAAGGGCCUUCACACAGGUGUCAUUUGCCCAUGUUGGGAGGAAGUGUGCUUCCAGUUUGCUCUAAUCACUGAAAUAUGUGUUCAUUUACCAGGAAAAAAAAAAAAAAAAAUAAAA
Falco peregrinus (peregrine falcon) is the source of this 10927-nucleotide messenger RNA. RefSeq names its product nucleotide binding oligomerization domain containing 1 (gene NOD1). Gene Ontology annotation, biological process: regulation of apoptotic process. The record is from RefSeq and is a predicted model, not a curated record. Bases 5977 to 8832 code for a protein of 951 amino acids. The transcript has 12 exons. NCBI's taxonomy places the organism in Eukaryota, Metazoa, Chordata, Aves, Falconiformes, Falconidae. Gene Ontology annotation, molecular function: protein binding.